AACAUCCUAAUUAAUAUUCUUCCAGAAAAAUGUCAAGUGAAUCACUUCCCUUGGAUUUUGACAUUUACCUGAAAGAAACUCUCAUCAACCUGAAAACAGAUGAUGAAAUUUUUUCUCCAUACAUUAAGGGCAUACUAGAGGGAGAUGAGUCGCCAGAAGAUAAAAAUGAAGCUCUGCAAGGAAUAAUUUCGGAAAUAACUGAUUCUGGCAUCGAAGCCAUUUGUGAAGAUAUACUCAAAAAAUGGUCAUCUUGCUCUGGCAAGAAUUCCUGUAACUGUGAAUCUCAACCAAGUCUGAGCCCUGCAUCGCUGGAUAUUCAACUGGCCAAGCUUAUGGAGAAGCAAGCUUCUUGUAUAGCCACAAGUUUGCCACCUAUUAAGAAACCAAUCAGCAGAGAGCAGGAGCAACUCAAACAGGCGGUUCUAGCCCAACAUGCUCAGGUAUCGGCAGUGUGUGAUGAUGGCGAAGAGGAAGAAGUAGAGGAGACGAGGAGUGAUGGACUACUUGCAAAGAACACAAAUGCUGCAGCUGUAGAGCAGGAAAUGCGACAGAAGAGGGAACAGAGAAAACUCGAGCACCAAGUCAAAAAAGAUAAAGACAAAGCUGAAAGAGAGAAACAGAAAGCAAAGGCAGAAGAGAGGAAGGAUAAAGAGAAGAAGCGUACGCAGAAGGGAGAACGAAAGCGGUGAUGUCGAUUCAUUUUUUAGCUUUAUACUGUGCAGCAGAAAAUUUUUAUUGGAAAUUAGCUUUCCAAUUAUAAUUUGUAUGUGGAUACCUGCCAGAUGAAUCUCCUUCAAAUGAUUUUCCAAAUGUACAUUUUUGAGAGUUGUUGCAAAGCCACUGAAAAUUGCUAAAAACGUGAAUUUCAGCAUACUUUGCACUUGUGCGUUAGAUUUUAAAGUGAACCUAUAAUAUUGAGGUGAACUGAUACAGCUGAAUGAAUAUUCACUUAUCAAUUAGGAAUCAGUAAACCAAAUGUGGCGCAAGUCGAUCGCUGCUAAGAGGUUCUUCGAGCCCCAUAUGCACUUAAACAUCCCGUAUAUAUUGCAGGUUUCAUUGAAUACCAGAGAGUAUUUCUUAUCAACAAUUUUCUUACUGUUUUUCUCUAUGCAGCAAAUUAGGCUUUCGAUAGGACUUGAAAAUUCUGAUAUCAGGUUUUCAAUUUACCUUUUAUUAUAAUAUACAUUUGACGUUUCGAAUGCAACUGCAUUCAUUAUCAA
Hyalella azteca is the source of this 1220-nucleotide messenger RNA. RefSeq names its product coiled-coil domain-containing protein 43. The transcript has 5 exons. Bases 30 to 689 code for a protein of 219 amino acids. Lineage: Eukaryota; Metazoa; Arthropoda; Malacostraca; Amphipoda; Hyalellidae. The record is from RefSeq and is a predicted model, not a curated record.